Messenger RNA from Darwinula stevensoni, 1172 nucleotides. The record is from the annotation of a GenBank genome assembly. NCBI's taxonomy places the organism in Eukaryota, Metazoa, Arthropoda, Ostracoda, Podocopida, Darwinulidae.
UGUAAGGACUCGAGAGGGAAUUUCAGGGAGUUUCGUGAUUUGUGGCUGUUAGAUUCGAUCGUGGGAGCUGGAGCGAGGUGAUCAUCAUGAUUUUCAAUCGCGAAACCGUGAUGGCGAUGUUGGCCCUCGUCGGCCCCGUCCUCCUGCAAGCCUUCGCCUCGUCGGCCCCCCGUCCCGAGCCCGGCUGCUCCACGAAGAACGGGAAACUCCUCUGCCAGAACGUGACGCGUCUCCCGAAGCCUCUCCCCGAUGGCGUGCACUUCCUCCACGUGACGGACUCGAGACUCGAUCGCCUGGGGGAGGAGGAGUUGCGCUCGGACACGGUCAGCACGGUUUGGUUCGAGCGGAAUGCGAUCGGGGAGCUGGGCGAGGGGGCCUUCAGGCGACUCUCGGGUCUCACGUUCCUUCACCUGUCGGAGAACCUCAUCCGGGCCGAUCUCACGUGGUGCACGUUCCUCGGUCUCGACGAACUCACCAAUCUGCAUCUGGAGGACAAUCAGAUAAACAUGGAGUCCUAUUACGACUUCCUGGAGUUCGACAACGGAACGAGUGUCGUCCUGAGUCGGGGAUAUUUCUGUCGGUGCGAAGGCAUAAACUCUUCUUCCGAACGUUCUCCGUGCGAGGAGCUGACGGUCUUGCCAAAAUUGCAAGUUCUGAGUUUGAACUGUAAUCCCGUCAGGAUCCUCCCGGGUGACAUAUUCGUGCCCCUUCGGCUGAGUCCGGUCGCGUUUCUGUACUUGGAAACGUGUCAGUUGCUCUACAUCGACGAAGGUAGCUUAUCCCCUCUGCAGCAUCUUCAAAUAUUAAUAUUGAAGGACAACAAAGAGCUGGUGAUGGACAACCUGGCCCAAGCCACGACCAACAUCGACUCCAAGUACAACAUCUCCCUGGAUCUGUCGCGGACCGACCUGAGCGAAGUGCCGACGAACGUGCUGGCGCCGAUCGCGUCGACGCUGCUGGAACUUCUCCUGGCCGAGAACGCUUUCACGACCGUUCGGAACGGGUCGUUCCCGCGGCUGCCGGUCCUGGAGCGGCUGGAUCUCUCGAGGUGCCGGAUCCGGACGAUCGAGGGGGGCGCGUUCGACGGACUCUCCAAUCUCGAGUUCCUCGAUCUCACCGGGAACGGACUCACGGAGGUCAGCGAUGUCGACUAUCUCGGAGCGACCGCGUGA